GCCCAACCAAACACACCCUUAAAGUGAUGAACACACUAAGAAGUCAGAGCAACUCUUAUUGACAGCUGAAAGGAGCCGUCGAUGGCUGGUGCUACCGGCGGCGCCGGUUCUUCCAAUCCCUCACCGGCGCCUGCGCCAAAAAUCCUUCUAGCCAAGCCCGGUUUGGUCACUACCGGUUCUGUCUCUAGUAAACUCAUCCGCAGCGGCGCUGCCGGUGGCGGCGGUGGCGGCGCAGAGGACGAGUCGGUUUCGCUCCGAUCGCGGCUUCCGCCGAUUGGUUCUCUCAAUCUCCUCUCCGAUUCUUGGGAGUUUCACACUGAUCGGUUUCUCCCUUUUUUGACUGAUAAUACAGAUUUUACAGUCGUUGGGGUGAUUGGUCCACCGGGGGUGGGGAAAUCAACCAUUAUGAACGAGCUUUAUGGCUUUGAUGGAAGCUCACCUGGAAUGCUACCACCUUUUGCAAUCCAGUCGGAGGAUAUUAGAGCAAUGGCAAGGCACUGUACAGUUGGCAUUGAACCAAGAAUUUCUGCUGAACGGCUUAUACUUCUUGAUACCCAGCCUGUGUUUAGUCCUUCUGUUUUAGCUGAGAUGAUGAGGCCUGAUGGCUCAUCUACAAUUUCUGUUUUAGGCGGAGAAUCUCUAUCGUCCGAGUUGGCUCAUGAACUUAUGGGUAUACAGCUUGGUGUUCUCCUAGCAUCCAUUUGCCAUAUUUUGCUGGUGAUAUCAGAUGGAGUACAUGAUAUUAACAUGUGGCGCUUGAUGUUGACGGUUGACUUGUUAAAACAUGGUAUACCUGACCUAUCAUCAUUAACUCCUUCCCAUUCACAAAACUCUAAUUUGGGGUCUGACAAAGAAGGCAAAGACAAAGUUCUGGAAGGUGGAGAAGAAUACUUGGCAGCUCCCAUUUUUGUCCAUACAAAACUGCGAGAUCAAGAUAUCACUCCGCGUAAUUUUGUUCAUCUGAGGAAGGCACUCGCACAAUUUUUCAGCUCCUCUACAUUUGUGAAAGAAAAAUGUGGAAACACAACCAAGGAGCAUCUCGUUUCUUCUGUACCCCCUAAUAUGCCGAGUACUGAUUUGGAUUCAACACUGCCAAAUUUAUUUUUAGUCCCAUGUAAGAGUAAAGUCGAUUCCCCAAGAGCUCAGUAUGAAAGCUAUACCUCUAUGUUGUGGAAAUUACGGGAUCAGGUUCUGUCCAUGAACUGCCCAUCCUUUGCAAGGACCAUAUCAGAACGUGACUGGCUGAGGAACUCUGCCAAGAUAUGGGAACUAGUGAAGAACUCUCCGAUCAUUGCUGAGUACUGCAAAACACUUCAGAGUUCUGGUAUGUUCAGAAGGUAAAAACCCUUGCUUCUUUCCCCAUUUGCUUAUGCCAAAAGGAAACAAAAGAUGAUCUCGACGACUGUUCUAUCUAUGAUAAGUUAGCUCGAUUCUGUAAAUUAUUCACAUUAGUGUCAUGUAUCAUUUCUUUCCUUUUAGUCUUUUUUAUCGGGCUAAUCCCUUUUUCUUAUUGAAGAAAAUGAUUGUUGUAAUAUAUGAUGGAUAAUUAACUAUUCUCUAUUUCUAUUUUGUUGUUGGAAUGACACCUCAUUAAGAGAGAUGGUUUUUGUAAUAAUCUCAAAUGUGCUGCCCUUCUUUUUCCAGAAACAAGAGAGAACUAGGAAGGAAUGCAAGGAAGGCAUGAAUGUUUAAAAGAUCCUCUUUUUUUCGUUUUUCGGGUUGGGAGGAAAAAAAGGGUAAAGAAGAGGUUCAUUUGAAUUACUUGUUCGUCAUCUUUGUUUCUUUUGGCAUAUCAUUCACUGCUAGAACUUCAGAUUUCAAGGCUGAUCGGCUGGUAAAUAUUUCUUGUAUUUUUUUCGGAUUUAGUUUUUUCCCAGUGUAGGUGAAUGAUGAUAGUAAUGUCUUCUUGCAUACAUGUGCCUGCAUGGCUGUGUUUUUUCA
Vitis vinifera (wine grape) is the source of this 1941-nucleotide messenger RNA. RefSeq lists its product as uncharacterized. Bases 82 to 1341 code for a protein of 419 amino acids. NCBI's taxonomy places the organism in Eukaryota, Viridiplantae, Streptophyta, Magnoliopsida, Vitales, Vitaceae. Gene Ontology annotation, biological process: nuclear-transcribed mRNA catabolic process, nonsense-mediated decay. The record is from RefSeq and is a predicted model, not a curated record. The transcript has 8 exons.